Molecule: messenger RNA, 2013 nt
Organism: Nothobranchius furzeri (turquoise killifish)
Lineage: Eukaryota; Metazoa; Chordata; Actinopteri; Cyprinodontiformes; Nothobranchiidae
Source: RefSeq, a predicted model, not a curated record
AAAACAUUUCAAACAAUAUGCUGACUAAUUCAUUUCUGUCUGUUCCUUUUUGGUCCAAAGGUACUGGAUGAGCAGAAAAGACCCCACCUGUGUGCAUUUGCAAUCAAAGAAAUACUAGCAGGAGAAGAAGUUGUUUAUGACUAUGGAGACUCUAACUGCUCAUGGCGACAGGUAUUUAUAUUUUUAUUUACAUCCAUUGUUUUUAUCCAUUGCAUGUUUUAUUAUAAGCCAUUAGUCUCAAGGAUUACACCAUUGUCAUCUCUUAACAUUAGUGAUAUUGUAAAUGUGUUUUGGAAACUGGUAUAAAUGUAUUUAUUAAAUACAUUGAAACACUUAAAAUGCUUUCUAAAGCUUAUCAAUGAGUAAAAUAAAACUUACAUAUUUUAAUUUCAUACUGUAAAUGUCUUUUUUCUUCUUCUUCUUUUUUUUUUUAGAAAACCUCUGUGUCUCCUUGUAGUGAGCACAUGGAAAAGAAGGUGAAGCUAUGUGGAGGUUUUUUGCCUCCAUGUCUAUACACAGAAAAAAAAUCCUAUUAUGUUUAAACAAUUGUAUGCUUUUCAUAUUCUCAUGUUUUUCUAUUGUUCGAUUGUUUCUUUAAUUUUUAAGGAAUCCCGUUGGAGGAGAUUUCUCGAAAUUUUUGACUCUGAGCCUGGUGUGGUGAAAAUUGAUGGCCUUGUAUUCAACCAAAAACAGAAGAUUGCAAAUGGAUGCAAUGCAGCAGAAGUGUUUCCAGGAGUCUUUCACAACUGCCUUGUGGCAGUUAAACGAGUUGCUAAACACGUUUGUGAAAAGGAAUUGGAAAUAGCAAAUUUUCUUUGUUCAGAAAAGUUACAAACUGAACAUCUGUUGCAGCCCCUUACUGUGUUGGAAGACACAUAUUUUGUCUACUUCGUCUCCCAUCUCUGCGAAUAUAAUCUCAUGGAACUGAUUGAAACUAAAGAUUUUCCUGAGAGACAAAACUUGACAGAGCAGCGAAGACUACAGAUCUGCCAAGAGUUAUUGCUGGGACUUGAGGAACUGCACUCGCAUGGAAUUUUGCACAGAGAUUUGAAGCCUGAAAACAUCUUGUUUGAUAUCAACAAUAAACUUUACAUUGGAGACUUUGGAGCAAGCAGGAAACUGGAUCUUGCACAGACAACGUUGUUUUCACAAAUGGCUGGAUCCUUUUCCUGGUCCAGUUAUGAGGAUGUUGGAGGUCUAAAGUAUAGAUACAAGAAGGAAUCAGAUAUCCAAGUAGCUGGUUGCUUGCUGCAUUACAUCUUGACCGAUGGACAACAUCCCUUUCAAAGUAGAUUACCCUACUCUGACGAUCCCAUUGGACUAUCUCAAAAUGUCAGAAUGGGCAACUUCACUCUUCAAUUUGAGGAAAAAUGGAGCAGCCAAAAAGGUAUUAUUACCAGGAUGCUAAGUAGGUCACUUGAAGAACGUCCCACCAUCGAAGAAUGUCUUAAGGCUGUCACGUGUUUGACACAUCGGUCUGCUGGUACUGGAACAAUGAACAAGGCUGAGAAUGAGAAUCAAAAUAAAAUUGGAACCCAUACAGCAAAUUGCUGUCCUCAGAAAACAGAUGAGAUAGACAUUGAUGAGGAUAAUGUCAGUGAUCAACCUGAGAUUACUGGAAGUAACCUGUUGACUUCAUCUUCUGUCUCAGGGGAGGACUUUUCUGAGUGUGAAAUGGUAAUUAAUGGUUUGAAUAUCUAAACAGUGGUGAAGAAUAUAUUAACUGUGAAAUGUUGAUGCAUGUAUUAUCAUUUUAUUAUUUGCAAAAUAAUACUUUUUUCCCCCCAGACCACCAAGGAACAGGUUGCCUUUUCUCUGCAAAUGUCAGAUGAAGAAGUAGAAGACGAUAAACAAUCAGAAGAACAAAUGAAAGGAAAGGAAGUCAUCUCUGGAAAACCACCGUAUAAAAUCAAACAGUCUUCACACGACUCUCAACAACAUAACGUCACAGUAAAAAUGUCUUCAAACACUGCACACCAACGUGUCUACGAUAAGAAGAAUUAUUGCCUUUAC